This is a messenger RNA of Myxocyprinus asiaticus (Chinese sucker), 5366 nucleotides long. RefSeq names its product SERTA domain-containing protein 2-like. Gene Ontology annotation, molecular function: transcription regulator activity. Gene Ontology annotation, cellular component: nucleus. Lineage: Eukaryota; Metazoa; Chordata; Actinopteri; Cypriniformes; Catostomidae. The record is from RefSeq and is a predicted model, not a curated record. Bases 544 to 1818 code for a protein of 424 amino acids. The transcript is spliced from 3 exons.
UCCACCAGAGAUAUGCAACAAAGUAUGAAAGUGUGCCAACCAAGCCCGGUCUCCCCUACCGUGUGCCUGAACGCUAGAAAGAGAGAGAACGAGGGGCUGCUGCUCAAAACCUAUUGAACUGCCUACCUAGGCAGCAUUCUUGUGCACUAGACGGGUUUCUCGUUAGCUUUGCUCACACACACACUCUCAGCUCAGCUUACUCGGAACGCGCCUCUGUUGCCCCUAAUGCUGUCUAGGUAGGCAGCCUGCUAGGUUUCGACAUAUAGCCCGAGAGAGUGCUUGCGUGUGUAGGGGUUGGACUUUUCCGAGGCCAAGCUCUGUGUAGUCGAGCAGAAGUCUCACUCUACGUCAUUCGCUUUCGAAGGCGAUUGUGUUGGUCGGUAGUGACUUACUGUACAGUAUUUUAAAGCACAGGGCUGGCGGAUAGUCCACCGUCCUUUUCUCUCCACAAACUCACUGCCGACCUUCCUCUUCGGUGGCGAGAGUUGUAUCGGUACCGACUCGGAACAGCUGUCGUCAACAAUAAAAGAAAGAUCCCUCCCGAUGCUUAAAUUGAUACCUCCACUUCAAGUAGACGAGAACUUCAAACUUCUUAAACUACUUCAAAGAGUUCUCAGCAAACAAUCCUCCAUGCACAGCAAUGAGAGCUUUGCAGAUCCUUGGCAUUCUAGCUGUCAGUUUGUCCAGAUACUCAGAUAUAUGUUGGGUAAAGGGUCAAAGCGGAAACUAGAUGAGGAUGAAGAGGGGCUGGAAAGCAAAGCGUUGGCGGCAGGGAUUGGAGCGUUGACCGACGGCCUCUCUAAGGUGUCCUACACCCUGCAGAGGCAGACCAUCUUUAACAUGUCCCUGAUGAAGCUGUACAACCACCGGGCACUCACAGAACCCAGCCUGGAAAAGCGUGUUCUAAUCAACAACAUGUUAAGACGCAUCCAGGACGAGCUAAAGCAGGAGGGCAACCUACGGCCGCUCUUCUUUUCGCCCUCCCCUCCGCCCGACGACCCCGUGGACGAGAGUUUCUGCGAAGCGCAACCUGCCUUCAGCGUGUUGUCCAUGGUGGCACCGCCGCAGUCCCAGUCACCCGCACUCUCCGCUCCAGUCCCUACGCCCCCCUUGCCAGGACUGUCAAACCCUGCUCCUCUGGAGGCCUGUCUCACCCCAGCCUCACUCUUAGAGGAUGACAGUGUCACGCUUUGCACAUCACCAUCUCCACUAGCUCCUCCUUCUGUGCCCAGACUCCCUCCCUUAGUGGCCAGAGACAGCUUCUCUUCUGCCCUGGAUGAUAUUGAGGAACUCUGUCCGUCUCCUUUACCGCCAACUACAGCAUUGCCCGGUGCUACCUCUUCCCAUUCCUCCCUGACUGUGGCCCUCCAUUUGCCCUUGUUGCCCCCCACCUUAAACUCAGGGGACUCCAAAGACUGCAGUAAGCCUUGCUGCCCAAAGCUUGAAGGGCUGGUCCCGCUGCCUGAGGAACGGCCAGCAGUCCCCAAUGCACCUGAGGCCAGAUUGCUGGAGACCCUUCCUCCUAACAACCUAGACAUGAACACCUCACCCACCUCCUCAUCCUCGGGCUUUCUAACAGACCUGGCCCUGGACGACAUUCUCUUUGCAGACAUUGACACAUCCAUGUACGACUUUGACCCCUGCACCUCUUCCUCAGGUGGUGCCCCCUCAAAACUGGCACCAGUGGUGACGGCGGACGAGCUCCUCAAGACUCUGUCACCCUACAGCGGUGCUGCUUCUUCGGUCACCUCAAACCAGCCUUUCAAAAUGGACCUCACUGAACUGGACCAUAUUAUGGAGGUGCUUGUGGGAUCAUGACCAGGUUUGGAGGGAAUUGGGGAAGAAAUGCUAAACCAAUCAAAGAAUUUUUAAGUACAAACUGAGAAUGAAACUGAAGAAUCACUUUGUGAGUGUUUUUGUACAGUUUUUAAAGACAAGGAAAUUGACAUUUUAAUGGUGAUGUUGCCCAGUACUACUUCUCAACACUGUGCAUGCACUGUGCUUGCCUUUUCCAAAAAUGAACAUGAAGAAAUCUUUGGAACACACUUUGGCUUCUGGCAUAUCUGAGUGCCUUCAUCAUUUAUGACCUCUUGGUAAAUUUUGGUCUAUUCGUCCUUGUGUCUGUUUCUUUUCAUUUCUAAUUGAACAAGACGAAUCGUCAGAGGAGUAGUAUCUUUCUACCCCCUCCUCAGCAGACAGGUGCAAGAAUGUGCAAGUACAGCCCUAUUUUCGUGUUCUUUUAUUUUCACGAAGCACAAUGAUUUUUGAAAGAGGAACUUGUUUUGUGUUCAUGUUUUUCUAUACAGAGUUAAUGCCUCUAGACAUUAUAGUAAUAUUUAAAGUGGUCUGUAAUUUUGCUGUCAGUCCUUCAUUCAUUUUCGUCAGCUUCCAUUUAAAUGUUAAAGUGAAACAUGAAAUGUACACAUUUAUGGAACAUGCUUUUCCUUUACCAGGUUAUUUAUACAUCUGUGCAGUGGUCAGAUAUUUACAGUCAACCAAAUUUCUUGUGAUCUGCCAUUAUGGCUUAGAUUCCAUGUGUUUACAUCUCAGCUGGCAAUAAGUGAACCUUUCUUCUGAUGCACAAUGUUUUACAGAUACAUUUAUUUGAUACGGUGGGGAAAUUAUCAAGCCAAUGCUACAACCCCUUUAAUGUAUGCAAUCAAUGCUUUUCUGAUCAGUAAUAAGCAAACCAUCACAUUUUUGCACCCAUUUCCUUGUUAUUUGUGUCAAGCCAUCAUCAUAACUUCUCUUUUUUGGCUUUUGUUUGGGCUUCACAUUACUCCUGACAUUGUGGCUCUUUCAGUUUAAUGCUACACUAAUGCACAGCAAGAGGGUCUAUGCAUGUUUGUACAUGCAAAGAUGAAAAAACACUACAUAGACACCUGUGUUCAUGGUUGCUAUUCUAUGAGCCCAUUUUCAGCAAAAUUUCCAUCGAACUCUGUUUGCCAAACAUUUCCUUCGUAUAUGUCUCUCACAAGUACAACGGUACAUUUCUGUUAACAUACUAAUGCAUGCAGGAUUAUAACUCAUAAUUGUACAGAUGUCAGAUAUAUGAUUUUUUUUAUUUUUUGUUAUGGUUUGCUCUUAUUUUAUCUUAUUUAUACAAUUGUUUGAGUUUUAAUUAAUGUUAUCUGUUCAUGUUAAAUCAGAUUUUCUCUCUGUUGACCUGCUGGGUUUUCUCUUGGUGCUGUUUGGCCAGUAGAAAUGGUCACAUUACAUUUAAAUGGAAGAUUAUUUGGGGGAGUUUAAAGGAAUGUUACAGGGUUAAACCAAUGCAUUUUUAGCAUAGUGUUGAUUACCACAAAAAGAUUAUCGCCCCUUACUUAUAAAAAAAAAAAAAAAAAAAGAGCAAAAAACAUGGUUACAGUUAGGCACUAACAAUGGAAGUGAAAGGGGCAAGUCUAUAAACAUUAAAAUACACAUUAUUUCGAAAGUAUAGCCACAAGAUGUAAAUAUUAUACAUGUUAACAUGAUUUUAUUGUGAUAAAAUCAAGGAUUUACCUGCGUUACGGUGGUUAUUAGAUUACAGGGUUUACCAGCAUAUUGUAAUUUUGAAUAUAACUUCAAACAGAAGAGGUUAGAAAGCGAUUAUAUCACACUAAAAUUAUGUCAACACGUAUAAUGUUUACGUCUUGUGGCUAUAUUUUUGAAACUGUGCAUUUUUAUGUUUUUGGACUGGCCCCAUUCAUUUCCAUUGUAAGUGCCUUAAUGUAACCACAGUUAGUGCUUUUUUUCUUCUUCUUCUUCUUCUUCUUCUUCUUUUUUAAUAAAAGAGAGUCAAAAUAAUUGUUUGUGGUAAUCAACAUUAUGCCUCAAAUACUGUCCAGUGAACUUUUACUGAACCCAGAUCAUUCCCCUUUAAAAAUGCACACAUGAUAUUCAUGAUAUUUGUUCACCAGAAGAGUUCAGAAGUCUUCUAGAGAUGUGCUUAUCGGGUGACAUUUUUUCAGUAAGCUUUGGAAUUUCAUUCUGUCCUAUUGUCAUUCCCUCUCCCAGUAUAGAAGAGUAUUCUGCAUGUACAGUAUGUGCAAUAAAAAGCACAUUAUAUUCGCUAAGACUCCAUAAAACACUGAAUUUGAUUGGUUUACCGGAUUGGUUAGAAUAUUAUUUUAUGUGCGGUUCACAUGUUUGAAUCAAAAGGAAAGGGACCAUUUAUCAUAUCAGUUGUAUUAGUUUCAUAGAGCAGUCUGCUGUAUUGCACUAGUUGUCAUUAAUAAUAAUGUUAUGGGUAUACAAACUGAAAAAAAAAAAAAUACUAUGCACAAUAUGGCUUUGUGGUAUGAAUCAAUCAAACAACCAUUGCAGAGAGCAAUGGGGUAGGGAAGAAAACAUAUUUAUUAUCACGAGUUAAAUGUCUUUUUAAAAGGUAUCUAAUUCAUCUUGUUCAGGUGUGGCCAUUAAAAAUCUGACAUUUUAACAUACUGUCAGAGAGACCUUUCCUAGAGGCAACAAUUUUAGAUUUGUUACAACCCAGAGUUCAAACGAGAGAUUGUCUGAGAAUUUUAAACAUGAGUGAAUGAGAGCCAUGCGUACAAUACUAUGGAAUCAAAACUAUGAUUAAUAUUACUUAUAGGAUUUUUGGAUUUGGAGUGUGUGUUUUUUUGAAGUUAUUUAUUUUUACUUUCUGUGUAAAUAUAUUUAAGCUAACAUCCAGAUUGUCAUUUGUACAGAAUAUGAGAUAGGAAUGUAUUAUGCUUAUGGGAAUGUAUCACUGCUUAUUAAUUGGGGUGGAAGCCAUUUAAAUUUAAUUUCAUCUUGUUUUAAUAAUGCAUUAUUUUGUGUCUUGUUUAGUUUAUUGUAUUAUAAUUUGGGGUGGUGUUUGUGCUAGUCUCUAGGUCAGCACUCCCUGCCCCAUUUAAUGAUGAGUAUUUAAUGUUUUUAUGUAUUUCAGAUUGUGUGCAAGGGAAAAGGUUUGUGAAGCAAUACUUUAUUCUCUACAAACUUCAUAAUUUCAAUCUUCCAAAUCCUCUUACUGAGAAAAUGUUUUGAUAACCCUCAAUGCCAAAUGUAAAAAGAAAAGAAGCAUGAUUUCUGAUCUUUGUUCUUAUUUUUAAAUGGUAUCUCAGUGUCUUCAGCCCAUGGUUCAAGCCACACAUUUGGCAAAGUUAAAGUUAAGUGGUUUCAGGAUAGUGACCACUGGGAUUAUUUGUGUGUGUGUGUGUGUGUGUGUAUGUGUGUGUGUGUGUGUGUGAGAGAGAGAGAGAUAGUGGUGUGGGGGGUCUCAACCCUUUUUCUGCUCAUCAAGAAAGUCUGUAUCUUCAGGCUUUGGAGCUGUGCCUUUUUCUAUGCAAUAAUACCGACAAUUUCAUUUUUGAGAAAAAUAACCCAUCAACUGUUGAUCACUGUAUUUGCAUAAAGGUGUGGAC